UCUAGGGAAUAAUUGAACCAAUAUAUUGGCAACGCCUGUGGUGUCGCUGAAGCGAAUUCUGGGUAAAAUAACGUGUAUCGUGUCAUAUCGUCGCUAUAAAAUUUCAUCGAUAUUGAAUAUUUCUCUUCGAUACUAGCUACUAAUCAAGUGUCGUUUACAGACUUAUAUCUACGUGCCUGCUUCUACCGUAGCAGUGAAGACGGAUUAACGAUGAUUGAUCUUACGGUAAAGACUUUGGAUUCACAAAAUCAUGCUUUCUCCUUAGAAGAUGAUCAAAUUACUGUUCGAGGUUUUAAAGAAUAUAUAGCAGAGACAGUGGCAGUACCAGCAGAUUCGCAAAGACUUAUUUAUUGUGGUAGAGUUCUUCAAGAUGAGAAAAAAUUAAAUGAUUAUGAUGUUAAUGGAAAAGUAAUUCAUUUGGUACAACGUGCACCACCUCAACCUGGUCAACGUGGAAAUGAUGGAGGUCAAGGUCAGGGUCAGAAUCAAGGAUCACAAGUGUGGCAAAAUCCGCAAAGAACACAUUAUCGGCUUACACGUGCUCAAAUGCAUGGUAAUGCUAUGUAUUUGGGUGCAAUGUCAGUACCAGCUGAAAUUGUGGAAGGACAUGGAUUACCAGUGCCUCAAUUUAGUAACAGUUUGUCUAAUGGUCGAUUAAUUGCUGCAAGACAUAUGCUUGAACGUGCAGACCGACUUAUGGAUCGAAUUGAAAGUCCUUCUGUAAAUCCUGUAAAUUCUUCUGCAUCUGAAAAUAAUCGACCACCUUUAAGUCAAUUAAUGCAGGAAUCAGAAUUAGAUACAGAACAAUAUCUUUUCAGUAAUAAUGAAAAUGCAACAAAUGGUGGUGCUCGAUUGGCAGAAGCUGCUGCAGCUGCAAUAGCAGCUGCCUUAUCUGCAGCUGGAGCAAAUAAUGUUACAUUACUUAGAGGAAAUAGUGAUGAAAACGGUGAAUCAAGAUCUGCAAAUGAGACUGUAAAUGAAGAAAAUCAAUCAGAUCCACAACAAUCACAAGAAUCACAACAAGCUCAAUCUGAACAACAAGGUUCUACAUCAAAUAAUGAUGAACAAUCCAAUCGACGAUCAUCAGUACAACUUCCGCGACCACCACAAUUAGCAGAAUUAUUGGAAUUGUUACUCGAUACUCAAACUCGAUUACGACCUCAUAUAGAACGUUAUCGUAAACUUAUGCGUGAUGAUCCUUCAUUACCUCCAGGAGGAAGACUUGUUACUGAAAAUCAAUCAUUUGUGGAUGAUGUUAGUGAAUGCUUACAUUAUAUGUCACAUGCUUGCCAUGCUUUAAGUGACAUAAUUGUCGAUAUGAAUCAGGCACCGCCAAGAAAUUUGCGAUGCAGACCAAUUAUUAUUCAACAUUCAGCUAUUUUGCAGCCCGGUAUACCAAUCCAGGUAGAGGCACAUAUUAGCUUACACGGACGUAAUGCAAAUAAUAAUAAUGGUAACGAAGAAAACGGAGAAUCUGCAAGUACACCUACACAAUUAGAAACAAAUGAGGCUAAUACUGAGGAUUCUAAUCAACAACAAGAAUCCGAAUCUGGUGGAGUUCAACAACAAGCUGAACAGCAACAGCAACAACAACAACAACAACAACAACCACCACCAUUAGAUUCAACACAAUCUCCAUUUGGUACAGUGUUUAAUUUACCAAACAAUGUUGAAGUAUUAAUGGAAGUCAGUCCUGAAGGAAAUAUAGAUGCUACACCUGGAAAUGAACAAAAUCAAGCUGGUGAAAAUAAUAACAAUAGCAACAAUAAUAAUAAUAAUGGUGGAAGAGCAAGUGGUGGUCCAUUUUCCUGGGGUUCAGCUCCUCCGCCUGAUUUUAUACGAAAUUUGAUGCAAGCUGUUGCUGGUCAUAUGGUACAAGGUGGUCCGGCUAAUACAAGAAUUAUAACCCGAAAUCCUUUAACAGUAAGUCAAUUAACUGUUGCAUCACUUGAUAGUGGAAACACAAAUGCUGGACAAAGUACACAAGCACGAAGCAAUGUUGGUACUCAUCCUACUACAGCAACACAAACUAGAAGUACAUCACGUCCACACGUAUUUCAUCAACAAACUCAUCCUUUAGGUGUUGGCAUGAGUAUUGGUCAAGCAUUUGAUUUUGAUCCAUUCCUUUCUUGCAAUUCACAUCAUAUUCGUCGCACAACAACUGCAACUUCUAGUACUGUUACAUCUAUGUCACAAGGAACACGAACAAAUCAAACUACGGCUGAAACACAAUCUCAAACACAAACAGCCACGACUUCAAGUACUACUAGCAAUACUAGCUCUACAAAUACUACAGCAUCAACAACAUCACAGACAAAUGCAAUUGAUGAUCCUUUACUGUAUUGGCAACAAAUUUUAAGAGGUACAGUUGGUCAACCACAAUCCAAUGUCAAUACUAAUAUUAAUACUACAACUUCAAGUGCUACUAGUAAUACUAGCUCUACAAAUACUACAGCAUCAACGACAUCACAAACAAAUGCGAUCAACGAUCCAUUAUUGUACUGGCAACAAAUUUUAAGAGAUUUUAAUUCAUCCGAAGUGGGCGAUUUACCAUAUGGUAAUAUGGUGCAAAUACGUACUGGUGGAAAUAUUCGCGUGGGUAUUAUUGGAAAUGGGACAGGUAAUUCUGCUGGAGAUGAUCUAACUCUUGCAGAUUUACUAGAACGUAGAGGUAUUCAAAUGAGUCUUUUUACGUCUCAAGAUUCUUAUAGUGCAGAAAAUUUCCUCGUGAAUUUAUCUGUACUAGUGGUGCAGAAUUUGACAUUAGUGGAUUUAAUAAGAUUACGAAUUGGUCAAUCUGAACCAAUUUCUCAUCUUAGAAGACCAUUGCAAGAAUUCUUUCAAUAUUCUUUCCCAAAUGUUCCAACAGAAAGACUUCAGGAACAAGCUACAGAACGAUUCUUGUCACAAUUAAGACCACAUUUCCAGACUCUUUUAAGCACAGAAGAAGAUGCUAAUACUAGAAAUGGUUCACGUGUAGACAUUUGUGCUACUGUUGAAGCGUUAAUUCGUCGUCAUAUCAAAGAUAUAUUACAAUGUGUAUUUAAUAAUGAUAUUGAUGACGCAAGAUUCGGACAAGAAAUUUUUAAUAUUGUGAAUAAUAUGGGAAGGCAAUUAUGUGCAGUACUUCGAUAUUCUAUUCGUGGUGGACAGGCAGGAUUAGAAGUACUUGCAUCACGUUUCGUGAGUGAAAUGUUGGAAAAUAUUCGUCCAACAGUAAGUCGAUGGAUGCUGAACAUAUUUAUUGUUCAGUUUCGUACUUAUUCUUUACGAGUUACACAGCCUCCAGAUUCAGAAAUUCUUCCACUUUUAAUAUAUAAAGAUGCACCUUCUGAAGCAACAACGGUAUCUUCUGUCCCAGCACAUCAAUCUUCACAAUCACAAUCUGAAGUAGAGCCUAUGGAAACGGAAACAAUACAAGAAAGAACAAAUUUUGAAGCAUCUUCUUUAUCCGAAGAUAGAGAAGAAAUUCCAGAAACGUUCCCAGGUCAUGAAGCAUUACCUUCAGAUUGGGUACCAAUAAUUGCUCGAGAUGGAUUAAGGCAACGACGUCAACUACAAAUGCAAGGAAUAACAAAUGGUGGUGUAGCGACAUUUAGUGACGCUUAUUUAGGUACACUACCUACUAAACGACGUAAGCUUAUUGAACAACAAAAGCCACGAUUAUUAGUUAGUCCUACUCCCAAUCAUUCAGCAAUAGCGGCGUCUAUGGAACGUUUAGUGAGAGAAGGUGUAACUCGAGCAGGUGUUGAGGAAGUUGAAGGUGCUGCAAUUGCUGUAGCUGUUGAUCCUGGUGUUAGACGUGCAUUUGGUCAAGCAAUUAGAGACUGCUUGAAUCCACAUAGAUUUGGAACACCAGAUUUUCCAGAUCCUUUGCGUUUCCCUAAUGCAACAAAAUAUUUUGCUGAUCAAGAUAGGCCACCAAAAUAAUAAUUACAAGGAGAAAGCAAUUCGUAAUGGCUUAGAGUAUUUAUAAAGGAGAAACCAGGUAGUGUUUAAAAAAAAUGUAAGAAAUUGCAAUGACCAAGGAAUACAAAGAUAUAUUCUUAACAUAUAACCACAAAUAUUACUAUGAUUAUGUAUAUGUUAAUUUAACGCAAUGCGAUGAUUUUGAUAAAUCUGAGAUGUUUUCAAGUAUCAUAAUAUUAUACACUAUUUGUUUAUUCAAUGUAGUUUUACAAAAUAUUAUUGACUUCUUAAUACAUGAAUAUAUAUUAAAUAAUUAAUAUACACACAUUAUGCGUUUCUAUAUAAUUAAAAAUUACUGAAGUUUGGCUACACUUGUUCUCUCCCAUUGUACUCUAAGCAUCAAGAGUGAGCCCGAUAUGAUACUAUAAUUAAAAUACUUCUUUCAUAUUAAACUGCGUUUUCUGUAGAAUUAUUGUUAUUCAAAUGAACUGUAUUAUUCUUAAUCAAAUGACACCUGUAUAGAUAUUAUACAGGUGAUAAUAUGUAUUAUCUUGCGACCUAUGCAUAUUGUGCGCUGUUUUAAGUGUUAUCGAUAUUAAAAUAUCUUUCUAAUAUCGAUGAUACUAUCAAUCGAUAUUAAUUGUACUAACUUGUAGUUAAAUAUUCGAUUUGAGGAGAAAGAAAAGGAAACAAAUAUGGAGUCAUUCACUGUGGUAUUUAAAAAAAUGGAAAUUAAUCAGACGCGAUUUAAUACGUCCCAAUGUAAUCACGAAUUAUCUAAGGCUAUAGUUUAUACCACAUGCUUUGUUGAAUAAUACGUUAUAAUCUUUAUCCAAGUAAUGUGUCUUUUUGUAAUUUAUGUAGAUAAUUGAUUUUGAUUUUGAAUAAUUAGAAAGCGGAUUUUUUAUACGCAUCAAGAUAUUAUAUUUUAUGUACAAUUUGGUAAUCUAUGAAAUAUUAUUUUAAUUUCCGUACAACUGAAAUCCAUCAAUUUUAGACAUGAAAAAAGAUCAAAUAGCCUAAUACAAAGAAUAGAUAAUUCCAAAUUAUACGUUCGUAUUAAUGUUAAGGAAUAUCGUGUAUGAAUAUUUGAUAGAUCGUAUAUAAUGUUAAUAAAGUAAUUGAAGUAGUUUCACGUGAAUAUGAU
Messenger RNA from Apis mellifera (honey bee), 5056 nucleotides. RefSeq names its product large proline-rich protein BAG6. Gene Ontology annotation, molecular function: misfolded protein binding; polyubiquitin modification-dependent protein binding. Gene Ontology annotation, cellular component: BAT3 complex. The transcript has 23 exons. Bases 211 to 3930 code for a protein of 1239 amino acids. The record is from RefSeq and is a predicted model, not a curated record. Lineage: Eukaryota; Metazoa; Arthropoda; Insecta; Hymenoptera; Apidae.